Molecule: messenger RNA, 1606 nt
Organism: Lacerta agilis (Sand lizard)
Lineage: Eukaryota; Metazoa; Chordata; Lepidosauria; Squamata; Lacertidae
Gene: VTI1A
Product: vesicle transport through interaction with t-SNAREs 1A
Exons: 9
Coding region: 40-624 (194 amino acids)
Biological process (GO): vesicle fusion with Golgi apparatus; intracellular protein transport; macroautophagy
Cellular component (GO): endoplasmic reticulum membrane; Golgi apparatus; ER to Golgi transport vesicle membrane
Molecular function (GO): SNAP receptor activity; SNARE binding
Source: RefSeq, a predicted model, not a curated record
UGAGUCCCCCCUUCCGACCCAGACUUCUCCGCUGCCACAAUGUCCUCCGACUUCGAGGGCUACGAGCAGGACUUCUCGGUUCUCACCGCGGAGAUCACGAACCGCAUCGGGAAGGUGCCCAAGUUGCUCGGAGAUGAGAAGAAGCAAAUGGUUUCAAAUGUGGAGAAGCAGCUGGAAGAAGCAAGAGAGCUGCUGGAACAAAUGGAGCUUGAAGUUCGAGAAAUCCCUCCACAGAGCCGAGGCAUGUACAGCAGUAGAAUGAGGAGCUACAAGCAAGAAAUGGAAAAACUUGAAGCAGAUUUUAAAAGGUCACGGAUUGCCUACAGUGACGAGGUGAGGAAUGAGCUCCUAGGGGAUGAUGGGAAUUCCUCAGAGAUCCAGUUGAUAAAAUUACGUGAAGAGAGGGCGCAUCUGCUCGAUAACACAGAGAGGCUGGAAAGGUCAUCUCGGAGACUAGAGGCUGGAUACCAAAUAGCAGUGGAAACUGAACAGAUUGGCCAGGACAUAUUGGAAAACCUCAGCCAUGACAGAGAGAAGAUUCAGCGUGCUCGAGAAAGACUCAGAGAAACAGAUGCAAACUUGGGCAAGAGUUCAAGGAUCCUUACAGGAAUGUUACGAAGGUAAGGGCAAGGAUCAUUCAAAACCGGAUUUUGUUAGUUAUCUUGGGGAUCAUCGUCAUCUUUGCAGUCCUGAUGAUUAUUUAUUUUUCUGUCAGGAGACACUGAUAUCUUUGUUCUUCACUGACCAGCAACAAACUGCUUCAGAGUAAUUAAGACAAAGUGGUCACAUGAAUCAUUCUCUUGCACUGAAAUGGUUCUCCCUCUCAAAGCCUGCGGUUCAACUCUGGUGCAAGUAGCAUAAGCAUAUUUUGUCUUACUGGCUGCAUGUGCAUUUGAUAUUUUUCUUUGUUUUAGAGGGUAUGUCAUAGUAUGACUGUUCUGGUUUUCCCAUAUUAGUAUAUGCAAUGAACAUAUUGUUAGUAUACAAGACCACAUGUGUAAGCAACUUAUUAAAUUCCAUGCCAGAUUUUUAAUGCUGACACUUGCAAGCAUUUAAACACUCGACUUGGCUUGAAUUGGUAUUAGAUCUCUGGCAAGAAAUUCCCUCUUAGGAUCUUGGAAUGGGAGCAAACAGAAUUUUUUAAAAAACAUAGUGUGACAUACUCAGGCUUGAGUAACAAUCACAAAUGUAACCCAGCAAAGCCAGAGGAGUCAUUGCUUCUAAUAAACAUAUUGUCUUUUUGACAGGAUGGCUUAAUGUCCACUGUGAACCUAGUAUUCAAAUGUGAUAGUUUUUCUUAUUUCUUUCAAACUUUAUUUACAGACCAUGUAUAUAUAUUCAUCUCCACCAAGUCCUGGAUUGUCAGAUGAAUUUAUUUUGCAGUGUUGCCCUAUGACUGUGUUGUUGUCAUGCUGAUAAUGUUGCUUUCCAAUAUUGUGCUUUUAAUGAAUGUAGAUUCCAAAGCAAGAAAAGACUGGCUAGCAGUUACAUAGAGAUCCUUUCGGAGUCACUUCUCAGUUUUCUGGAUUUAGAUUCAACACAAUAAUGAGAUUUAAAAUCUGAAGUAUCAUGCAAGAAUAAAUAUGGUGAGAUUGUGUGCAAGUAA